AUGGACAAGAGCAAGGGUUGGUGCGAGGGCACCGAUGCCAGAUGCAUCGCAGAUGAAGCCAGGCGCAGUCUUCCCGUGUGCCUGAAAGAACUGGUUGAAAUGAAAUGGUCUGCAGGUUAUUUUCCGCUUUUCGGAGUCCAGAACUACUGUGACCUGGGCGUUGAGAAUGACGUAGACGACGAGGAGGCCAACUCAGCCGCAACGUCUGUCCGCCGGAACAUCGUCCAGACGAUGGUGGAUGAGGUCUCUCGCAACUCCAUUGAUGCUAUGGCGAAAGACAUCUUCUCGAUCUAUGUUUGCACCAGAUGGGCUCCUACCAGCACCUUCACGCGGAUAAUGGAGGGCGAGAUUUCCACCGGGCAGCUGCCCAAGAAGGAGCCCUCUGCUCUGUACAAGGACAGGCACUUUCUGCCCUUGCGAUGCAGCUCCAACUUCAAGGUCUUCGAGGAAGUCGGCCUGGAUCAAACGAGUUUCCAGGCUUUCGAAGCUCAGAUGGAAGCUUUGGUGGAGUGGUGCCUGGAGCAAGGCGACGGCUUUGAAGUUGAGGAUGGAGCCAAGCUCUUUGACCUCGACUACGUCAAGCACCACGGAACCGAACAGCAGCUUGCCCUGACACCGACGCCCCGCUGGACGUCAGUGUGCACACGGGACCUGGUGCUCUCCCACUGCCCCUCUGCGAAGUGGUGGCUCUCGAAGCUGCAGAACUGGCAUCACGCUAUGCCCUUCACGAGCUUCAUGUCCCCGGAUGUCAAUGCAGCCAAGUUCGCGCCCAAGGGCAAGGAGCAGAUUCUCAUGUGCUUUGGCAAGCGAGUUGCUUCACAGCUACAUCGACGUGAGGGUGGAACCCACUUGCUCACGGACCAGAAUGCCAUCGGCUGCCAUGGGUUUUGGGACCUCACCACCGCGAGCCGAAUGCUGGACCGGAUUGUCAAGCUUUGGCGGCCGCCUACGUGCCAGCUAGCUAGCAUGGAGCUGACGAUGAAGCUGAAGAUCAUGGAGCUGAUCUCCAACAUGAAUGAGCGCUUGUUCGACGCACUCCCGGCCUUGCUCACAGAGGAGAUGGCACCAGAUGAUGACUGGGAUGGGAAGGAGCUGCAUGCUUCUUCACUUGGAAGCAGCCUUCUCCGUGGCAUGUGGGAUUCGAUCGCCAAGAGCUUCUCAGCUCUGAGUGGUCAGUACACCCGCUUGGGGCAGCUACUUGGGAGUUCUGUGGUCAAGUGGGUGGUCUGCCCCAUCAAGAACACCACUGGAACAGCGGAUUUGGAGAAACUUGAUGCUGCGCUAGGGACCGAAGAUGACACGGCACGCUACUACGCCCAAAUCGCGUACAGCAAGUGGACAGGCAAGAAAGACCUCUUGCCCGGUGAAGACUGCACUCCAGGAGGCAUAUCAGAUCUGCCGCGGACAAUGGCUUGCAACCUGGCAAUCAUGCAGCAAGACAUGCCGGAGCCCUACAACAAUACUGAUUUCAUUUGCCCAGUUCGGCCCUUCCUACCAGCAAAGCAGCAGCUCGAAAUCUUCAAGAAGAAGAAGGGCCUCUGUCCCUUGCGCAUGAAUGCCUGGCAGAUGGACAAGGCUUCCUGGUACUACCGUGGCCGCCGGCCUCAGCGCCAACAGUUUGAUCUUGUGGAGAACCCGCCGGCACAAGAUUACCAGGCUGUGCAUAUCCUUGACAUGGUCAGUCGCCAGGACACGACGUUCCACACUUGGCGGACCUUCGUCACCGUCGGCCUCGGCUGUACCGAGGAAGAGGCCACAGCGACGCCACGCUGGUGCAGGGAUCCUGAGGUGCACUAUGCGCAGACUUCCAUGAAUGGCAUCGUGGAUGCCGUGGGACGGAUGGGCCGUGGAACGGUACAGAUGACGGCCCAGGCCUUGCAUGCCGCGGGCGUGACGGAGGAAGCGCCGGUGGUGAACCACGCGGUGGGGCAUCGCCUGUCUGAGUGGAUCUACCACCAGGGAAAGGGCGUACAGUUGGUCCACAGCAUCUCCUUUCAGAAGCUCUUGGACAAGACGGGGGCGGACUCGAAGAACAAGAAGAGGUACGAUCGAUAUGCUGCCGUCACGCCCUGCAAGACGAUGGAUGCCGAGACGGAGUUCACGUUAAAGUAUGCUACUGCGGAGAAUGCUCUGCAACUAGCGAGAAAAGCCUUCCGAAAGUAUGGAACAAGCAAUGUCGGACGGCACAGUGGCUUCAUCGUCGAGCUGAUGGGCCUAGCCGUGCUGAAGAUGUCUGGGGUGCAGGCAGCUUGGGUGGAAGCCCACGCGCUCGUCCGCUCUACUAGCCUCGGUGCACAAACACCAGGUCCCUGGAUCGCGACGAAGAACCCCUUGAUGCAAAGCCUGGCCGGGACCUUGGACGCUCGAACGGAUGAGGGGGUGCGGUCUUCGGACCUCACGGGCUUCCGGGCCGUCUUCACCUGCGGCACGCGGAAGGUGAUGCACGACCUUCCCGUGGACGUCCCUGAAAAGCACCCCUCGCUGCCGGAAUCCUUCCAGGACUGUGUGGGAAGGGGCAUGGUCCAGAACGAAAAGCUUCGCAAGCAGCACCCGGGAGCACCUCGCUGCAAUGGAGUUGAGGGAAAGCCUGGCCGUAUGACGACCAGAUGUUGCAAACAGAACAUAUGA
Messenger RNA from Symbiodinium sp. CCMP2592, 2628 nucleotides. The record is from the annotation of a GenBank genome assembly. NCBI's taxonomy places the organism in Eukaryota, Dinophyceae, Suessiales, Symbiodiniaceae.